Molecule: messenger RNA, 4564 nt
Organism: Vanessa atalanta (red admiral)
Lineage: Eukaryota; Metazoa; Arthropoda; Insecta; Lepidoptera; Nymphalidae
Gene: Skeletor
Product: protein Skeletor, isoforms B/C
Exons: 14
Coding region: 98-4549 (1483 amino acids)
Source: RefSeq, a predicted model, not a curated record
CCAGUCUAUCGCGACGCGCCGGCGCUAGCGCGUGCGCACAACAACCGUGUUUGUCGAUUUUCGUAUUUACUCUUGAGUGAUUUUUUUAUUAUUCGUGAUGCGUUUCGCGGCGUUCGCGCUGCUACUAUGGAUCGGCGUGUCCCGGGCGCACUACCUGGGCAAGGAGAUCGGGCCGCUGUCGGAGCUGCACCACGCCGUCCGCGGCAGCGUAUUCGCGGUCGACUCACGCACGCUAUACCUGCACGACUUCCAUUACGAUGGAGAAGGACCCGCUGCAUACUUCUACGUCGGCACGUCAAAAUCACCGACCGCAUCUGGUUCUCUCCGCCUGCGUGACGAGCGAGGCAGUACGACGCCUCUACGACGGUACCGCGGGGAAGGCAUCACACUGUCUCUACCCGACGGAAAGACGCUGCGUGACGUUAACUGGUUCUCCGUGUGGUGUGACGAGUUUUCAGUAAACUUCGGUUCCGUGGACAUUCCUCGCUCGUUGGAGUACCCCAAGCCCGCGAAGGUAGCGGCGCUGCGCGGUGUGCACGGCGUGUCCUCGGACGCCAUCGUUGUGGUGGACGCGCAGACGCUGCUCAUACCGAACUUCUCCUACGACGGGGAAGCCCCUGAUGCUAAGUUCUGGGUGGGUCGCGGCGACAAGCCGUCCCCGCAAGGCAUCCGCAUACCCGACGAGAACGGCAAGGAGUCGCCGCUCCGCAAGUAUGACAGGAAAACAAUCGUCCUCACAUUACCUGGAGAAUUGACGGUAUUCGACAUCGGUCACUUCGCGGUGUGGUGCGAGGCGUUCACCGUGAACUUCGGUCACGUGGUUCUGCCGAGAGCCACGCUAGUCAACGUGCCGCCCAGUCUCAAGAUGCUCGGUGUUUCCCCGCAGUCGAAAUUGAACUGCGAGGUGCUACACGACGAACUGGCCUUCGAGGUGCGGUGGGCCAUCGCCGGGGACAGCAUUGUCUUGCAGCUCGUCGCUAAGCUUGAGGAUGGCGAAUACAUGUCGUUCGGAGUGUCCGGCGUUAACGAUCACUCGCAGAUGGUGGGUGGUGACGUGGCCGUCGCGUGGGUGGAUAAAACCACUCUCAAGGGCUUUUCAGAAGAUUACUAUUUAGAUGCAAAGAGUCAAUGCGCUGGAGUGCACGGCUCUUGUCCGGAUCACAAAAUAGCGCCUAACACGAAUUCAAUCCGUGUCCUUAAUGCUGCUUUGGUGAAUGGCUACUCCAUCGUGACGUACCAGCGACCGCUUAAGGCUUCCGACUUCUUGGACCGACCUGUGCUCACAAAUGUCAGCCAGCCAAUCAUCUGGGCUAUAGGACCUCUAAAUUCCAAGCAGGAGGUGUCGUACCAUCAUCAUUUUACCAAGGGUGACAAGUUCAUUGAGUUCGGUCGACCACCGCUGUGGAACUGUCCGAUGCCGGAAGGUGAAGAGGAGCACAGAACAUCAGAGCCAACUCGCCAAGAUAAACCAAGAAGACCGUCUGAGGAAGACGAAGAGGAUGUUACUGCGGUGAUCAAACCCAACCCAGUGCCUACUCCACGCCCGUCUCCCAAGGUAACGCCUUGGGAAAUCCCCGGUAUACAAUGUUAUGAACCCCCAGACGGCGUGUUCUACGCGCAAAUGGGACCUACUGGAGGAAAGCAAGGAUAUUCUGCUAUAACGGGUCACGUGGGUUGGGGUAUUUCAUGGUACAUCAACGGUCUCUUGAUUCCUGAAAUCACGGUAGUCCGUGGUAAGAAGUACACGUUUGUGGUGGAAGGUGGUACAGACCCCGAAGUACCAGCUCGCUACCACCCCUUCUAUAUAACUAACGAUCCCGUCGGUGGAUACUAUCACAAAUCUGACGCUGAGAAAAAGGAUAUAGAAAUAUACGCAGGUGUACGUCGUUUGCGUAACGGUGAAUUGUUACCGAAUGGUGUCGGUCGUCUUUGUAACUGGACUCCAGAUAAUGAAGGACCUGAAGCUGACGAGUACCCCAGCUUCGGAGCAUACCAGCGUUCUCUGACUCUUGUCUGCGAGGAAGGCAACCCCGGUGUCGUCACGUGGACGCCAGAUAAAAACACCCCGGACACUGUCUACUAUCAGUGUUUCACUCACCGAUAUCUCGGUUGGAAAAUAAAUGUGGUCGAUGAGUGCGACGCCACGGAGGCAGAGGAAAGUCGCGUAGUAGAGACUUUAGCCCUCCCCGGUGACCUUUUGGGGGAGGAGUCUAUUCAGGUACAAAGCCGCGUGAAACCGGAAUCAAAAUAUUUAGAUCAGCGAAAAAAACUUGAAAAAAUAAUCAAUACGAAACAAAAUUAUAACGAUUUCAGUAGCAAUAAUGGAGUAAGCGGCCUCUCGGGAGAAGUGUACCCAGAACCCAGCAGAGACUACUUGUACCCGAGUGGACACGAGUAUGAAUUGCCAAUAUCACAAGUGCAAAUUAAGGAAGUUAUUAAAACUGUAGAAAGCUUAGAAGAUCAAAUGAAAGACGAGCUCAAACGAAACACAACGCAACCACAGAAGUUAAUGCAGUAUCAAGUUCAUGAAGACGUCAAGGAGAUGUUUGUACCAGAACAACCUAUAAGGGAUGGAGACGAAUACAUAGUCGAAACGGCUAAAUUGCCUGGUAGUUUUCUAUUACCACCAAAUCAGAAACCUCAGACUCUACAUAAUGUAUUACGUCCAAAUUCCCAGACUAAGCCAAUGGGAAAUAUGAGGCCACCUUUCCGAAGACCUACACCACCCGAAAUAAAGCUACGUAGGCCUUUUCCUAUGUACCCAAAAGGAAAUAAUGCCUAUCCUUUGUCAAUGCCAAAUCCCCAACAUGGUCCACAUGGAAUGUCGAAAAAGCCGAACAAGCAUCACAACAAUCGACCUCCAUCUAAUAUGAAUAGACCUCAACAGCCUAAUAUUCCACCGAUGAAGGCAAUGCCACCAAUGCAUCCACCAAAAUCUAAUUUCAAUCAAGGCCCCCCAAAACAUGCACCAAAAAUUAAUAGCAAACCUGUACAAUCAGUAAUUAUGGGUAAACCUGGACAUAAUAUUGUGGUACCAUCUCAAAGCCAAACUUUAAGCUUAGGACAUACAGAUAUAAUUGCUAAUCAAGUCGUUAAAAGCCAAAUCACCUUACCCGGAGCCAAUGAUGCAGUAGCUCAGCACAGUGUUCCACAAGUGUUUUUCAAUAAACCAGGGCAAAUAAUACUUGGCAAGCCUAUGGAUCACCCACAACCAUUAGACCAACAAAUGACACAGAGCAAACAACAUUCUACUCAUCCAGUAAGAGUAUCUUCAACCCCAUCACCUGACGAUUAUCGGCAUUCUUCUACAACCCGUACAAGAAUAAAUGAACAUCGAGAACAUCAUGAACAUCGUGAGCAUCACGAACAUCAUCAACAACCACACACUCAAAGCGAAAUGAAAUCAUCUGAUUUUAUCGGCGAAUCUACAGAUUCUUCGACAUAUGCACCUGCACAAAAUACUGGUUUUAAGCCGGAUUCAAUCGUAAUCGAAAGUGGUUUUAAGCCUAUAAUUCGUGAACCUUUGAUGGCGGGUGAAGAUAAAAUAGCAGAAUAUAACGGUGAUAAUGCAAAUAGAAGAGAAGAUACAGACGUUGAAGAAGAUUAUGAAGAAUCUCCACAGUAUAUCAAUACUAAUCACGCUUAUCCUAGUGAUAAAAUAACUGAAUCAUUUGAACCAAUGUUCAUACCUUCUCCACCUGAUCAUUUGCUAUCUAAUAAAGGUAUAACUAAAGAAGUAUUUCCGAAAAAUCAUGCUAAAGAAGAUAGGCCACAUCCUGUUUACGUUAAAACAGAAAGUGAGUUAAAUGCUCUAUUUGGAAAGAAAAAUAUGGAUCGAGAUGCUCCUUCAGAUAUGAUAAUGGAAUCAGACAAAUUAAGUCCUCAAUAUUUACCUCCUGCGCCUAAAUUACCAAAGGAACAUUCUCAAAAAUUAACAUCCGGACAAACGUUUACAACUUAUGACGGCAAAACAAUUUCUGCUGAAACAUUAACCAGUGUCCCAGAGGUAAAUAAGGGUAAUACUAAGUUAUUUUCUUCUAAGCUUCCAGCAAAUACAGAGUUACUUCUAAAGACACCACAGUUUGGACCUUUUAAAGGAGAAAUCCCUCCAGUAGUUGCUGAUCAUAUAAAAACAGAUACUGUUUCUAGUGUUCCCGCUCCAGUAUUUACAAAUACACGAUCGACACAUUUAAAACUUGUUAACUCUUUGCACAAAAUAAAUCCGCCAGAAAUAUAUGACUUAAGAGCUGAAGGCAGUGAAAAUCAUGAAGAAAAAUUAGAGACUGAACCCCCUAAUGAAGAAGAGGAAGAUGAAGAAUAUGAAGAAGAUACGAUAGAAGACGAAGAAAGUAAGCGUCGAAAAAGAGACACAAAAGUAGCUCAAUUCGAAAUGGGCAAAAUCGAGGAGGGAACUACUGACAUAAACACAAAAGAGAAUGAAUCAAUAAAUCACGUCGAGUUUGAACUGUUAUCUUCAGCUCCAAGAUUAAGUUGUACUCAAUUUUUCACGUAUAUUUUAGUAGUAACUAUUUUGAAAAAAAUCAUGUAGAAAUUUGUCAAGCUU